This is a messenger RNA of Cynara cardunculus var. scolymus (artichoke), 2061 nucleotides long. RefSeq names its product probable clathrin assembly protein At4g32285. Gene Ontology annotation, biological process: vesicle budding from membrane; clathrin coat assembly; clathrin-dependent endocytosis. The transcript is spliced from 2 exons. The coding region runs from base 144 to 1928 and encodes 594 amino acids. Gene Ontology annotation, cellular component: clathrin-coated pit; clathrin-coated vesicle. NCBI's taxonomy places the organism in Eukaryota, Viridiplantae, Streptophyta, Magnoliopsida, Asterales, Asteraceae. The record is from RefSeq and is a predicted model, not a curated record. Gene Ontology annotation, molecular function: phosphatidylinositol-4,5-bisphosphate binding; SNARE binding; clathrin heavy chain binding.
GUGCAUAUCCAUUUUCAUCAGCUUAAACAUUGGAGCUUCCUCCUCCAUUUUAAUCAAUCCCGACUAUCCAAGAAUCAAUUGUCUUAAGCUUUAAAACUAGAGGUAUAAACAGUGGUAACCAGGGUAAUAGGUGGUUUCAUUUUAUGGCUUCAAGCACUAUUAGAAAGGCUAUUGGUGUGGUUAAAGACCAAACAAGUAUAAGCAUUGCCAAAGUUGCUGGCAAUGUAGCACCGGAUCUGGAGGUGCUCAUAGUAAAAGCAACAGGCCACGACAAUGAACCGGCUGAAGAGAAGUACACAAGGGAGAUCCUAAACCUUACAUCUUACUCUAGAAGUUAUGUGAGUGCCUGUGUUUACACUCUUUCUAAGCGAUUGAGUAAAACGCAUGAUUGGAUUGUGGCAUUGAAGGCCUUGAUGCUUAUACACAGAUUGUUGGUUGAUGGGGAGCCUGCAUUUGGUCAAGAAAUAAUGUAUGCGAGCCGAAAGGGGACAAGGGUUUUGAAUAUGUCCGACUUUCAUGAUGAGGCUCACUCAAAUUCUUGGGAGCAUUCAGCUUUUGUGAAAACUUAUGCUAUGUAUCUUGCUCAGAAACUUGAAUUCAUAGCAUCUGAGCAAAAGUUAAGUGGUAUCAAUGACACUUCACGUUUUGAAGACGGGUAUAGAGUUAAUCAAGUGUCAAGAUCCUAUGAUGAUUUGAAAGAAUCAGUUAGGCAAGGUGAUAGGAAAGACAUAGAAGUCGUGAGUUCGGUAUGGGAAAUGAAGACUGAGGAGGUUUUAGAGAGAUUACAUCAGUUGCUUCGCCUUCUUGAUCGGGUCUUAUCUUGUAGGCCCACUGGGAAUGUGAAAAAUAGUAGGAUGGUGCUUAUUGCGCUACACCUUGUUCUGAAGGAAAGUUUUAGGGUUUAUGCUGAUAUGUUUCAGGCCCUGGGAGUUUUGCUUGAUCGGUUUUCACAACUGGAGUAUGCUAUCGGCGUCAAGGCUUUUGAUGAAUCUGUUUAUGCCGCAAAAACAAUUGAUGAGAUUGUGGGUUUUUAUAGCUGGUGUAAGGAUUUAGGUGUUGCUAGAUCAUCAGAGUUCCCCAAGGUGCAAAAGAUAACUGAUGAACUUUUGGGAGGACUAGAGAGAGUCUUGAGGGAAAAGAAGAAUGUGGAGAAAAACAAGGAAAUAGAGAGUUUGGAUAAUGAAAGUGAAACAUUACCUAAUAUGAAUGAAAUAAAGGCACUUCCUCCACCUGAAAAUCACAAUCCACCACCAUCUCCACCACCGGCUGCCGCACUGCCGCCCCAGCCAACUGAAGACCUGUUGAAUUUAAAGGAUGAUGUUAUGUCAGCUGAUGCUCAUGGCAAUAAACUGGCACUUUCUUUGUUUUCUGCACCUUCAAAUGUCAAUACCAAUGGUUCAUGGGAAGCUUUCUCCGAGCCUGAAGUGACGUCUGCGUGGCAAAUACUGGCGGCAGAGGGUGGUGGAGAAGCCGAUUGGGAAGUGGCACUGGUGGAAUCCGCUAGUAAUCUACCGAAACAGAAGGCUAACAUGGCAGGCGGUCUUGAUUCCUUACUGUUAAACGGUAUGUAUGAUCACGGAGCAGUGAGACAACACAUGAGCAAUAGCCAGGUGAGUGGCGGCAGUUCCAGUAGCUUUGUGAUGCCCGGACUGGCAGCAACACCCAUGUUAGCAUUGCCGGCACCGGAUGGGACCAUACAAUCAGUGGGCCCACAAGACCCUUUUGCAGCAUCACUCACAAUUCCGCCCCCAUCAUACGUGCAGAUUGCCGACAUGGAGAAGAAGCACAAUUUGCUUAUGCAGGAACAACAGGCAUGGCAUCUAUAUGGAAGCAGUGGGAUGCAAGGUGAAGGGGCAUUUGCCAAGAUUAAUGCUGCUUACAGUGGUGGCAUGGGGUAUCAAAACGGGUAUUAUUAUGCCCAAUUUUGAUCUAGUUUUUAUGCAUUAAUAAUAUUUCCAUGCUUUAAUGCUCGUUGUAGACUGCCUCAUAUGCCAUUUGCUCUUUAUUCAGAAGACGGUAUAAAAGAGAAUUUGUGAUAGUCUUGGGGUCUAUUUACCUACU